Molecule: messenger RNA, 1050 nt
Organism: Metopolophium dirhodum (rose-grain aphid)
Lineage: Eukaryota; Metazoa; Arthropoda; Insecta; Hemiptera; Aphididae
Product: 52 kDa repressor of the inhibitor of the protein kinase-like
Exons: 1
Coding region: 1-1050 (349 amino acids)
Molecular function (GO): protein dimerization activity
Source: RefSeq, a predicted model, not a curated record
AUGCAAGUAAUUCUAAUAAAAGUGGUCAUAAUACAAAAAAAAACAAAAUUAAAAAAACUUUGUGAAACACGAUGGGUUGAUCGACAUGCUUCACUUAUAACAUUCAAAGAACUGUACAUUUAUAUAAUUUCUACUCUAGAACAUCUUGAUAAAUAUGAUACAAAUCCUGAAACGUCAACCAAAGCGUCGGUAUAUGUGAGUGCUAUAACUAAGAGUGAUUUCCUUAUCUCUCUGGAAGUAGCUGUAACUUGCUUCUCAUAUAUAAUACAAUUAAGUCAAAUACUACAAAGUAAACAGCAGGACCUAUCUAAAGCUUUAAAUGAUGUUAUGAUUGUUAGAGAAGCUUUAGAAGCCAUUCGAGAAGAUGCUGAUAAAUCCUUUAAGGAAAUAAUGAAAAAUGUUACCACAAUAGCUUCUGAACUUGAAAUUGAAAUACGCAUGCCUCGAAUCUGUGGGAGACAAACUGCCCGAAACAAUGUCAAUGCCAAAGACGCAGAGGAAUAUUAUAAAAUAGUAAUAUUUAUACCAUUUCUUGAUAAUUUAAUCUUACAGUUGCAUUCAAGAUUUGAUAAAAUACUAGAAACAAUUAUACCACUAGAAGGACUCAUACCAUCUAAUUUGUCACAUUAUGAUGACCAAGCAAUCUUAGCUGCUGCUUCUAUUUACGAGGAUGACUUUUUAGUUAGUAUGAAUACAUGUUUGAAAGCCGAGUUAUUCAUACGGAGAAAUCAAUGGCAAUUGAGAGAAAAUUUACCAGAGACUGCUGUAGAAGCAAUUCAACACUGCACAGAGCUUUUUCCAAAUAUAAAGAAGAUUCUUCAAUUAUUUGCUACUCUGCCUGUAACAUCCGCUACUCCAGAACGUACAUUUUCAGUUCUUAAAAGACUGAAAACAUAUUUAAGAGCUACAAUGAAUGAAGAAAGGUUGAAUGGUUUGGCCUUAGCUACAAUAAAUAAAGAUGAAUUGGAAUAUGAAAACGUAGAAAAAGAUAUAAUGACUGCAUUUAUAAAUAAAUCUCCUAGGAGGAUGAAAGUUGUAGAUUGGACAUAA